AUGUUUGGUGCAUCCAGCUUUGAAGACCUUACUUCACAUGUAUCUGACUGUAGUGAGGAGGUGGAAAUUAUAGUGAAUGUUGGAGGGAUCAGGCAGAUCCUCUAUGAGGAUGUUCUUAACAGAUAUCCAGAAACAAGGCUGGCUGAACUGAUCAGUUGCUUGGCUGGGGGCUAUGAUGCCAUCUUCUCCCUUUGUGAUGAUUAUGACCCUGGCAAAAGAGAAUUCUACUUUGAUAGAGACCCAGAUGCUUUCAAGUGUAUAAUGGAGGUUUACUACUAUGGGGAAGUUCAUAUGAAAAAAGGAAUAUGCCCCAUAUGUUUUCAAAAUGAGAUGGAAUUUUGGAAAGUUGACUUGAGUUUGUUGGAUGAUUGCUGCAAAAGCCACUUGAGUGAGAAGAAAGAAGAACUGGAAGAAAUAGCCAGAAGGGUUCAGACAAUUUUAGAUGAUCUUGGAGAAGACAAAUCUGAGAGCAGGUGGAAAAGAUUUCAGAAAUAUGUCUGGAAAUUCAUGGAAAAACCAGAAUCAUCUUUACCAGCCAGAGUCACUGCAGUACUUUCUUUCUUGUUCAUCUUAAUUUCUUCUAUAGUAAUGUGUGUAGGAACCAUCCCAGAGUUGCAAGUGGAGGAUGCUGAAGGGAAUCAUGUUGAACACCCUACCCUGGACAACAUUGAGACCGCCUGCAUAGGAUGGUUCACUUUGGAAUAUGUGCUGAGACUCAUCUCCUCUCCAAAUAAGGUACAUUUUGCACUUUCAUUCAUGAAUAUAAUUGAUGUGUUGGCCAUCCUUCCAUUUUAUGUAAGCCUCAUCUUGACACAUUUAGGAGCAAGUUUGAUGGAACUAACCAAUGUUCAGCAAGCUAUACAGGCUUUAAGAAUCAUGCGGAUUGCAAGGAUCUUCAAAUUAGCCCGUCACUCUUCUGGCCUACAGACUUUGACUUAUGCUCUGAAGAGUAGUUUUAAGGAGCUUGGUCUUCUUCUAAUGUACCUUGCUGUUGGGAUCUUUGUUUUUUCUGCCUUGGGAUACACAAUGGAGCAGAGUCACCCUGACACCUUGUUUAAGAGCAUCCCUCAAUCUUUCUGGUGGGCAAUCAUUACUAUGACCACUGUAGGCUAUGGAGACAUUUAUCCUAAAACGACACUUGGUAAACUCAACGCAGCAACAAGUUUCCUGUGUGGUGUGAUUGCCAUUGCUCUUCCCAUCCACCCUAUUAUAAACAACUUUGUUAAGUACUAUAACAAGCAAAGAGUAUUAGAAACUGCUACAAAGCAUGAACUUGAAUUAAUGGAGCUUCACUCAGGUGGAGGAGAUCAUGGGGGAAUCAGAGGUGGUCCUGAAAAUUCUAAAUUGGGGACUGAAGCUCAAGGCCUGGCAACUUUGAGUAGACAUAUGAAGCUUUCCCACAGUGAUACAUUUCUUCCAGUACUAUCACAAGAGAAACAUCACAGGACAAGACUGCAGAGCUGCAAAUAA
Bombina bombina (fire-bellied toad) is the source of this 1470-nucleotide messenger RNA. RefSeq names its product potassium voltage-gated channel modifier subfamily F member 1 (gene KCNF1). NCBI's taxonomy places the organism in Eukaryota, Metazoa, Chordata, Amphibia, Anura, Bombinatoridae. Gene Ontology annotation, molecular function: voltage-gated potassium channel activity. The record is from RefSeq and is a predicted model, not a curated record. The coding region runs from base 1 to 1470 and encodes 489 amino acids. Gene Ontology annotation, cellular component: membrane; voltage-gated potassium channel complex. The transcript has a single exon. Gene Ontology annotation, biological process: protein homooligomerization; potassium ion transmembrane transport.